AUGCCGAGCGGCUGGCCAAUGAGCGACGAGCCGCUGCUUAGGCUGGCGCGAUCCGUUGUUGCCAUCGAAGAGGGUGACGACGACGGCGCGACCAGGCCAAUCAGCAGCAAGGAUGGUGAAACGAAGCAAGAAGAGCAAGAGCAAGCGCGUGACGCUGCGGCAGAAGUACAAGGUGAUCCGCAAGGUCAAGGAGCACGCCAAGAAGAAGCUCAAGGAGGCCAAGAAGGCGCGCCGCGACGGCGUCCCGCCGCGGCGGCGCGUGGAGAAGGACCCGGCAUCCCCAACGACUGGCCGUUCCGCGAAGAGGAGCUCGCGGCGCUCGAGGCGCGGCGGCAGCGCGCGCUGGAGGAGCGCGAGGCGAAGAAGGCGGAGAAGAAGGAGCGGGCGAGGCGGCGCCGCCUGGGGCUGCCGGAGGAGGGGCCGCUGCCGGGCGCGGAAGGCGCGGAGGAUGGGGAAGACGCGGAGAUGGGGGGCGAGGCGGAGGAGGACGGGGGGGAAACUGGGCGCGUGACAAGCGGGGCGGCGAUGGCGGGGAUGGUGCGGGGGGCGAUGGAGAGGGGCGCGGAGUUUGAGAAGCGGAAGAGGGAGCGGGAGGAGGCGGAGGAGGGGCAAGCGGGCAAGGGGAAAGGUGGGUGCGCGGAAGGCAAGGGGGGAGAGGCAGUGUGGACGGCGCACAAUCCCUCCGCUCCUUCCGCUCAAUCUCCCUUCUUCAAUCCCCUUGUCUCUUUCCCCUCUUCCCCUUUUCCCCCCCAACCCCACCUUCCCUCCCCCUUUUCCCCACGUGCGCGCACAGGGGGAGCGCAGCGCGCGUUUAUGCGGGAGCUGCGCGCGGUGGUGGAGGCGGCGGACGUGGUGCUGCUGGUGCUCGACGCGCGCGACCCGCUGGGCGGGCGCUGCCGCCAGCUGGAGGACAUGGUGGCGCGCAGUGGCGCACACAAGCGCAUCGUGCUGCUGCUUAACAAGAUAGCGCUGGCUGGCGUAUUUCCGUCGCGAGCUGCCAGCGGUGGCAUUCAAGGCCUCUACGCCCCCCCCUGCCCCGUCCCCCCCUUCCCCCCAUCAGAUCUCGUCCCCCGGGACGUGGUGCAGCGCUGGCUGGCCUAUUUCCGUCGAGAGCUCCCAGCGGUGGCCUUCAAGGCGUCCACGCAGGCGCAGCGCGCCCACCUCGCGUGCGCCUCCCGCCCCUCCCGCGCCGACCCCAACAAGGCCACUGCCGCGCCGCAGCCGCUGCUGCCGCGGGGGGAGGGCGAGGAGGCGGGGGGGGCGGCGGGCGCGGAGGGCAGUGAGUGCUUUGGGGCGGACACGCUGAUUCAGCUGCUCAAGAACUACUGCCGCAACAAGGAUAUCAAGACAGCAAUUCGAGUGGGCGUUGUAGGCCUGCCCAACGUGGGCAAGAGCAGUGUCAUUAACUCGUUGAAGCGAGCGCGCGUGGCCAAGGCGGGCGCCACAGCGGGCGUCACCCGCGCGCUGCAGGAGGUGCAGCUCGACAAACUCGUCCGCCUCAUUGACUCGCCGGGGGUCGAUGACGAGGCAGCUGCUGCGCUGCGCAAUGCCAUCCGCCCCGAGGCGCUGCUCGACCCCUUUGCACCCGUGGAGCGCAUACUACAGCUGUGCCCACGAGCACACCUGAACGCCGUCUACGGCCUCGAUGAGAAGGACGCGCAGAAAGAGGGCGCGGGCGGCCCCGUGGACGGCUUUCUUCGGCAGGUAGCGCAGAAGCGCGGGCGGCUGAAGAAGGGCGGCGUGCCCGACACGCUUGCUGCGGCGCGCAUCGUUCUGCGCGAGUGGAAUGGAGGUCGCAUCCCCUACUACACGCUGCCACCAUCACCUGCAUCGGAGGCUGUGGAGGGGGCGGAGGAGCACGAGGAGGGAGCGGCGCUGGUGGGCGCGUGGGGGGGCGAGUUCGGCGCACACGAGGUGCUGGCGAGUGAGCAGCGCGCCUGGCAGGCCCACUCGCACCAGGGGGGCGCCCUCGCGCCAGCUGCUGGGGGAGCCGCAGCAGGGCAUGCGGUGCUGCCUGCGAGCGCGCCGGCCACCAUGAUGGUCACAGAUGAGGUCGAAGAGGGAGAGGAGGAAGAGGACGAGGAGGACAGGGCGGCAGAGGCGGGCGGCAUGCAUGUGGACGACGUGGACGCAGUGGCGGCAGCGGAGAAGGCAGGUGUUGUGCGGGGGAGGGAGUACCUGCGGCAGAACGAGGUGCUGUACGAGGCGGUGGGUAUCCUGAACCCGCAUCGGCGCCGCGCCGACAAGAAGCGCCGCAAGAAGCAGCAGCAGCUGGGGGGGGAGGGGGCGGGGGAGGAGGGCGGAGAGGGGAGCACGCGGGGGAAGGGCAAGGGCGGCGCGGCGGGUAAGGGGGGUGAGGAGGCGGAGGGGAGUGAGGGGAGUGACUAUGACUUCACAGAGCAGUUUGACGGCAUGCUGCCGGAAUGA
Molecule: messenger RNA, 2427 nt
Organism: Closterium sp. Yama58-4
Lineage: Eukaryota; Viridiplantae; Streptophyta; Zygnematophyceae; Desmidiales; Closteriaceae
Source: the annotation of a GenBank genome assembly